AUGAGGCCUAUCUUGUUGGCGGGCCACGAACGUGCCCUGACCCAGAUCAAAUACAACCCCGACGGCGACCUUAUCUUCUCAGUCUCGAAAGAUCAACAGAUUUGCGUGUGGUUCGCACACAACGGCGAGCGGCUCGGGACGUAUCGCGGCCACCAGGGUGCCAUCUGGACCAUCGAUGUCGACCCCACAUCCACCAUCCUCGCUUCAGGGUCUGCCGACAACACAAUCCGCCUCUGGGACAUCAAGACGGGCAAGUGCCUCAAGACAUGGGACUUCCCUACGGCUGUCAAGCGGGUCGAGUUCAACGAGGAUGGCACCAAGCUGUUGGGCGUAACAGAGAAGCGCAUGGGGCACCUGGGCACGAUCGUAGUGCUGGACAUCAAGAUCGACGUGGAGGCAGAGCAGAGCGAUGAGAAGGUCAUGACCAUUGUGUGCGAUGAGAGCAAGGCCACGGUCGCUGGGUGGAGCUACCUGAGCAAGUACAUCAUUGCCGGCCAUGAGGAUGGUUCCGUUUCCCAAUACGACGGCAAGACGGGCGACCUGCUCUACAACAUCCCCAUUCACGAGCUGAACCAGCCAAUUACGGAUCUGCAGUGGUCUCAGGACAGGACCUACUUCAUCACUGCCUCGAAAGACAAGACCUCCAAGCUCAUCUCCUCCAAGGACCUCGAAGUCCUCAAGAGCUACACCGCCGACACACCUCUCAACAGCGCCGCCAUCACCCCGAAGAAGGAUUUCGUCAUCCUAGGAGGUGGCCAAGCCGCCAUGGACGUCACAACCACAGCCGCCCGGCAGGGCAAGUUCGAGGCCCGCUUCUACCACAAGAUCUUCGAGGACGAGAUCGGGCGCGUGCGCGGCCACUUCGGCCCGCUCAACACGGUCGCCGCCGACCCGACGGGCAAGGGCUACGCCAGCGGCGGAGAGGACGGCUACGUGCGCGUGCACGCCUUCGACAAGGGGUACUACGACUUCCUGUACGAGGUCGAGAGGGAGAGGCAGAACAGGCUAGCGGCCGCUAGUGCUUGA
Chaetomium globosum CBS 148.51 is the source of this 1026-nucleotide messenger RNA. RefSeq lists its product as uncharacterized. The coding region runs from base 1 to 1026 and encodes 341 amino acids. Gene Ontology annotation, molecular function: RNA binding; translation initiation factor activity; protein binding. The record is from RefSeq and is a predicted model, not a curated record. Gene Ontology annotation, cellular component: eukaryotic translation initiation factor 3 complex, eIF3m; cytoplasm. The transcript has 3 exons. Gene Ontology annotation, biological process: cytoplasmic translational initiation. NCBI's taxonomy places the organism in Eukaryota, Fungi, Ascomycota, Sordariomycetes, Sordariales, Chaetomiaceae.